Xenopus laevis (African clawed frog) is the source of this 2334-nucleotide messenger RNA. It is a transcript of the gene naa20.S, whose product is annotated as N(alpha)-acetyltransferase 20, NatB catalytic subunit S homeolog. Gene Ontology annotation, molecular function: protein-N-terminal amino-acid acetyltransferase activity; acyltransferase activity, transferring groups other than amino-acyl groups; protein N-terminal-methionine acetyltransferase activity. NCBI's taxonomy places the organism in Eukaryota, Metazoa, Chordata, Amphibia, Anura, Pipidae. Gene Ontology annotation, cellular component: cytoplasm; NatB complex; nucleus. The record is from RefSeq and is marked provisional.
CCGGCGUGGUUGUCUGAGUGUGCUGAGACUUCAUAAGAAGAUGACAACGCUGAGAGCUUUCACGUGUGAUGAUCUGUUUCGAUUUAAUAACAUCAACUUGGAUCCACUAACUGAGACUUAUGGCAUUCCUUUUUACCUGCAGUAUUUGGCACACUGGCCCGAAUAUUUUAUUGUUGCAGAGGCACCAGGUGGAGAACUCAUGGGCUACAUAAUGGGAAAAGCCGAGGGUUCAGUAGCACGAGAGGAAUGGCAUGGGCACGUCACUGCUCUGUCUGUUGCUCCAGAAUUCCGACGUCUUGGGCUGGCAGCUAAACUGAUGGAAUUACUAGAAGAAAUUUCUGAAAGAAAAGGAGGAUUUUUUGUUGAUUUGUUUGUAAGAGUCUCCAAUCAAGUUGCAGUGAAUAUGUACAAGCAGCUGGGAUACAGUGUCUAUCGAACUGUCAUAGAGUAUUACUCAGCCAGCAAUGGGGAGCCGGAUGAAGAUGCGUACGACAUGAGAAAAGCUCUAUCAAGAGACACAGAGAAGAAGUCUAUCGUACCUCUACCACAUCCUGUGAGACCAGAAGACAUUGAAUAACCUUAGCUGUGGUUCUUGGGCAGAAUCGUAAGGGGACAGUUCAUCUAUACAUUCUAUAAAGCAGAAACAGCCAGCAUGAGGCUCUCUAGUCUGUACUCACAACUAACUGAGAACUGAAGUUCAGUAAAUGGUUAGACACACAUAAUCACUGUUCUAUUCAUUUAUACAAUAAACCGGCUUGAUCUUCUGUCUUAGGACAAAGCCUAGUCAGGAAAGUUCUACCCAGCCAGUUAUUUUCUCUAGGCUUAUUGCUGGCCCAAUGAGGAGGGCCAUACGCUUUUUCAAAAGGCCAUUCAUAGCUUGCUGGGGAGUUGUGCCUUUUAUGUACAAAAUCUUUUUUUUAAAAUACUGAUGAAUAAUACAUAUGAAUGUGAAUUUUCUAUCUGAAAUUGUUGCCAUUCUUCCAGCCAUGUACUGUCUGUCUCUAACAUAAAAGUGCAGUAUUAGUGAGAUGUUUCUAUAGCCCUUUAUGGCUGGAACAAUGGCAACAUUUUGAGAUAGACAUCUUACUUGGACUAUUGUGAAUGCAGUACAGGUAUGGGACCUGUUAUCCAGAAUUCUCGGGACCUGUUUUUUUUUGUUUUUUUUGGAUAACUGAUGUUUCUGUAAUUUGGAUCUUCAUACCUUAAAGGGGAACUAUCACGAAAAUUUAAAUUUAAUAUAUGCUUCAUCAUACUGAAAUAAGAAACUUUCUAAAAAAACAAUCAAUUAAAUUCUGCAUUGGUUCUGAAAUAAUCAGGUUUAUAUUCACUAUUCCUCUCAGCAUCUGUUUCUCUUCAUUCUUUCUUCAUGCAGGAAUUUGGUGUCAGAUGAAUGAUUCAAUAUAUCUUAUAGGGGGGGGGCACUUUCCUAGCAGAUGUAUUAGAGCUCACUCAAAUAAGUACAAACAAAAUAACUUUUGCACAAAUUCUGCAUGUAGAGAGACAUGGUGUCUGUGAUUUAAAUAAAGUGAGCUCUAAUACAUCUUCUAGGCAAAAACGAGCCCCCCUAUAAGAUAUUGGAUCAUUCAUCUGACACCCAACUGCUGUAUGAAGACAGAAUGAAGAGAAACAGAUGCUGAGAGAGGGGUAUUAAAGAUAAACUUGACUUUCAGAAAAGGUACAGAAUUUUUAAUUGACUGCAUUUAAAAAGUUUCUUAUUUCAGUAUGCUGAAGCUUAUAUUAAGUUUUCAUUUUCACAAUAGUUCCUUUUUUAAGUCUACUAGAAAAUCAUGUAAACAUUAAAUAAACCCAAUAGGCUGGUUUUGCUUCCAAUAAGGCCUAUUUAUAUCUUAGUUGAGAUCAAGUACAAGCUACUGUUUUUAUUACAGAGAAAAAAAAAGAUACUUUUUAAAAAGAUGGAUUAUUUGAUUAUAAUGGAGUCUAUGGGAGACUGUUUCUGUAAUUCUGAACUUUCUGGAUAAGCUUUUCUGGAUAACGGAUCCCAUACCUGUAUAUAGGAAACCUUACAUAAGAUAUUAAAAUUGGUCAGACGUUUUCCUUUGUUGCUAUGAUGAAGUAGUAAGAUUAUCACAGAGUCUUUUUAUUUGGUUGGAAUGUAAAGUCCCUGCUGCACUAAGAGCAAUGUAUAGAUGUCAUUCCGUACCUUUGCCUUAGAACCCAGUGUAAAUCGGAUUCCUGUAAUGUAACUUCCAUGGAUGGCUGCAUUGCAUUGUCUGUGCUGUUCUGUAGUGCUCAGGUGCUACAAGGUUAUGACGCUAUAAAUGGCUGAUGGGGCAUAUGUAGACAGAAUAAAAUGUGCUGCUGUUUGAAUCUAUA